AGCGCGAUCAAGGCAAGGCAUUGCAGUGAGCUCUGAGUUGUUGCGUUGUGGAUAUACCCUGCAGGUUUCUCCUACCAGACUCAAUUAUUUAUCUCUGCUGCGCAGGUUUAUUUUCACCUUCAGGAGGGUUUCCGGGUGAAUAUUGCUCUGGGCCAGGGCUGAAAUACGCCGGUAAACGAGCCUGUCGGCUUAAGCCGACAGGGAAAGAUGUGACUGUUUUUACUGACAUUAAAAUCGGUGGGGCCGAAGUGGGUGUUUGGGUUCACGUAGGCGGCGGCGCCCGUUUGUGGGCGGCGGCGCGGGCUGAAGCCGAAGGGAAAAUGUGGAGUUUGCGAGCGAUCGUCGAGAGCGCUGUGGAGCACGGGCGGAGAGCCCUUCAACACGCCCAAAGGCGCAAAGUAACCCUAGUGCAGCAAGAGGUCCGAGCCCCUGAGGCCCGCCACAAGCUGAGCAAGUGGCAGAGUGAAGGGGGACCUGGGGUGGGUGCUCAGGGGGCAGGGAAUGCCAGUCAGAGUUGUGGGGAUCUGAGCAGUAGUUCUUCAUUUGGAGCAAGUGGUGUUGUGAAUCGCCUUCGUCCAGCAACUACUCGAUUAGUUCAGGGGUUGGUACGUAAAGUUUCAUCACCACUUUGGACUGAGGCUAAGAAACGGGCAACCAAACGUCUUGUAUUUGGUGAAUCUGCCCCCUAUUUUGCCUUAGUGGGGGUGACCUUGGUUUCUGGAUCACAACAAGGACUUGUUACCAAAGAAGAUGAAUUGGAGUCCCUGUGCUGUAAUAUCAGGGAAGCCAUUUCCCGUGCUGGAUGGUUGCAUAAUCCAGAAUUUUGGCAGCACAGAUCUUUUGGGGAAGAGGAUGAUGACUUUGAAAUCAUUGAGAAAGAACACAUUUAUUCCUUGUCUGACUUUAAACUGGGCUCCAUAAUAGAUAAAGGCUGCAAUGCUGUUGUAUAUUCUGCCCAGUGGAAUACAGUUAAAGAAGAAUCCCAGGAUCCACCUCCAAAGCGUCAGAGGUCUGAAUCCCCUGUUCAGUCAGAGGAGGAACCAAGAAUUGUAGAGGACCAGGCCACAGUUGAGGAAGAUGUUGACUAUGAAGAAAUAUCACAGCCCAUUGCAGAGUUCCUGGAGGAGGUGACUCGGGAGUUUGGUCCACAAGGCUCAGAAUCCCCAGAUGAUGUGGGUGGAUCAAGAAUGAGUUUGGAUGUUGAUAAGUUGGUGUUGAGCAGUGGCUUUGAUCAGCCACAACAUGCAAAGAAAGUCAAAUUUAAAGUGGUUGAAGACAAAGAGAAUGCUGGGGUGAAAAGGCCUCUGCAGAUGGUUGUAGGUGAAGAUGAAGAGAUCAGUGAAGCUUCCGAUCAAAAUUUUGAUGAAGAUGCUGACAGAGACCUAACAGACAUGGAGAAGUAUCCAUUAGCUGUUAAAAUGAUGUUCAAUUAUGAGGCCGAAUCAAAUGCGCCUGCAAUAUUGAGGGCAAUGUACAAGGAAAUGCUACCAGCCAGGAGUUUGCAGUUGGAUGAAGAGCAGCUUGAACUUCAGGAAAGGUUUUGUAACAAAGUUAUUAGGAUACCUCCUCAUCCAAACAUCGUAGAGAUGCCGUGUGUUUUUGUUGAUCGGAUUCCUCUUUUAGAGGAUUCAAUGAAGUUGUAUCCAGAUGCAUUGCCUUCUAGACUGAACCCCAGAGGCUAUGGAAGAAACAUGAGUAUGUUCUGUGUCAUGAAAAGGUACGACACGAGCCUAAGGGAUUAUAUUAAGAAGAACGAGAUGCCAGGUCACACUUCCCUUCUCUUACUGACGCAGUUGCUGGAAGCCAUUCUUCACAUAAACUCAAAUAAAGUUGUUCACAGGGAUCUUAAGUCAGAUAACAUUUUGAUAUCACUUCAUGAAGGAUGGCAAUAUCCAUUGCUAGUCUUGACAGACUUUGGAUGUAGUUUGGUGGCCGAGAAUUCAAGUAUGACUGUUCCCUUUGCAUCUAGAGAAGCAGACCCAAGGCAAGGGAAUCCUGCUCUUAUGGCCCCAGAGGUAAAAUUGGCUGUACCAGGGCUUUUACGGUACAUAAACUAUUCACAGUCUGACUUAUGGGCAGCAGGUGCCAUUGCAUAUGAGAUGUACGGUUUAGAGAAUCCAUUUUUUCCAUCUCAAAGCGGAACUAAGCAAAAAUUGUUGGAUUCAGCCUCAUACAGAGAGUCUCAGCUACCACGUCUUCCCAAGAGUGUUCCAACAUCAGUAAAGCAUUUGAUUCAUGAUCUCUUGCGCCGAAAUCCACGAAAUCGGCCAAGUGCAAAUGUGGCUGCAACUUUAUGUCAGCUGGUACUUUGGGCACCAAGCAAGUGGUUAUGCAGACAUGCUCUAACACUUCCUUCUCACUCUGAGAUCAUGCAGUGGCUACUGUGUCUUGCAACAAAGGUUCUUUGUGAAGCUCGGCUUUCUCAUCCUCAGCACAAAGGAGGGAAAAAAUGUACUGAAGUGAAAAGAGGUAAUGACAGGCAAGGAGGACAAUUGGAAUAUGAACUAGUAUCAACGUUUCUGUCAAGAGUGCAUUACAUGGAUAUCAUUCAGGCACUUAAAUGGAAUAGAGCAUUUUGAGUGGCAAACCUGUAGAAAAUGUUCUUUUCCUUCAGCUUAUAUAGGCUCCUAUAAUAUUUUUUUCUUUCAGAUUAAUAGCAACUUAGUUUGACUGUGGAUUAAUAAGCACUAAAUUGCAAUUAAAGCAUCUAUGGAACUUUAUCAAAACUGUAAUUUGAUAUAUUGUAAUUGUUAAUAGUAUCCGAUGUCGUCAGGUAAGCACAAAACUACAGUGUGCAGAUAUUGAAGUCUAAUAUCCUUAAAGGAUUCUACUCAGAUUGCUAAAUUUUUCAUUUCUAUAGUUACCAGAUGUAACCAUGGUAAUGUAAACCCAUUACGAUUAUUUUCUUUCAUUUAUGUUCUGCUUUAAAAUCUCAACCCUGUAUUUGAUUUAUAUUAUAUAGGUUUUGUUGCUUGUAAGGUUCUUCAUGUAGACAAAGUUUCUUUACCAUUUUAUGGCAAAGCCUACUUUAGUGUAGAUGAAGUAGUGCUCUUGGCUAAGCUAGCUUGUAAGCAGUGUAAGUAGAAUGCUUGAGAGAUUAACUAAAAAGUAAUUAAAUUGUAAAAGUGCCUUUCCCUUUAGAUUGCUUCUUUUGUAAAAAAAAAUAUAUAUAAAAUAUCCAAAAACACUAAUGUCAAACAGGUCAAUGUGAAAUUUAUCAGCAAUUGAAGACCAAGAAUAUAUUUACAACACUGCAAAAAGCAAGCAUCAGUUUUGCUUGUUUUAUAUAAAAUAUAUAAAUUUAUAUAUAUGAAAAGAUGAAACUAUAGUAUAUAGUACAGUAGUGUUAGUACUGAGAUGCUUUCUUAUGAAAGUUGCAAUUGAAGCAAGGUGCAAAAGUUCUAACAGUGCAAGAAUAUAUAGCAUUGGAGACCUUUACAAUGGAAAGUUGGAGCACGAAAUUCUUAAUCAGCAAAUUGCACCUUUCAAACCCCUCCUGUGAUGGAUACUUUAUGUACAAUGUGAUAAAAUACUAUAUGUAUAUUUCGGUAGUAAUAAACUGUCAAUAAACUUUUAUAUUAU
Molecule: messenger RNA, 3582 nt
Organism: Macrobrachium nipponense
Lineage: Eukaryota; Metazoa; Arthropoda; Malacostraca; Decapoda; Palaemonidae
Gene: Pink1
Product: serine/threonine-protein kinase Pink1, mitochondrial-like
Exons: 11
Coding region: 321-2579 (752 amino acids)
Biological process (GO): autophagy of mitochondrion; positive regulation of mitochondrial fission; protein phosphorylation
Cellular component (GO): mitochondrion
Molecular function (GO): ATP binding; protein serine/threonine kinase activity
Source: RefSeq, a predicted model, not a curated record